This is a messenger RNA of Formica exsecta, 3034 nucleotides long. It is a transcript of the gene bbc, whose product is annotated as cholinephosphotransferase 1. Bases 107 to 1624 code for a protein of 505 amino acids. The transcript has 11 exons. Gene Ontology annotation, molecular function: diacylglycerol cholinephosphotransferase activity; ethanolaminephosphotransferase activity. Lineage: Eukaryota; Metazoa; Arthropoda; Insecta; Hymenoptera; Formicidae. Gene Ontology annotation, biological process: phosphatidylethanolamine biosynthetic process. The record is from RefSeq and is a predicted model, not a curated record. Gene Ontology annotation, cellular component: endoplasmic reticulum membrane; Golgi apparatus.
AAUUCGGUGAUAGUGCAUAUCGUUGCGUAUCCUCGCAGGACCGAUCGACCGUCCGAUCCCGCGUUCCUCGUGCGCUGCUGAAACGGCGCGCGCAGUGUCCGCAGGUAUGCAGUUCUACAAGGAGAAGCUGCUGUCGCCCGGCCAGCUGAAACGAUUGAGCGAGCACAAGUAUAGUUGCACGAGUAAGAGCCUCCUGGACGGACUCUUGCAGCCCUGGUGGGACUGGUUGGUCAGCAAGGUGCCCCUUUGGCUCGCGCCCAACCUCAUCACCGUGCUCGGGCUCAUUGUCAACAUCGUCACCACUCUGAUCCUCGUCUACUACAGCCCGGAUGCGAGGGCCGAGCCACCCAGAUGGGCAUGUUUUUUAUGUGCACUCGGUCUAUUUAUAUAUCAGAGUUUAGAUGCUAUCGAUGGUAAACAGGCUAGGAGAACUGGCACAUCUACACCAUUGGGUGAAUUAUUUGAUCAUGGAUGUGAUUCGAUAUCAACAGUGUUUGUUGCUUUGUCAGCAUGUAUAGCAGUACAAUUAGGAUACUACCCAACGUGGAUGUUUUUCCAGUGUUUCUGUGCAAUGACACUAUUCUAUUGUGCUCAUUGGCAAACCUAUGUUUCAGGUUCCUUAAGAUUCGGUAAAGUGGAUGUAACGGAAGCACAAUUUACUAUCAUAACUAUCCAUCUGAUUUCCGCUAUCUUUGGUCCAGAGAUCUGGAUGAUGGAGAUACCAUUCUUAGAUGGUUUUAUAUUUAAGUAUUUAUUAGGAGUUAUGACAGUGGUGUGUGCACUGACAAAUUUAUAUUCUAUAUUCUCGGUGAUUUUCACCGGAGGAGUGGGCAAGAAUGGUUCCACUGUGGCUAUCCCUGUGCUCGGUGUAGGCACACUCAAUAACUACAUAGCAGUGAUCUUUUAUGCAGGCUACGUUCAGGUGUUCCUUGAAUUCUGUAAAGUCUUUGAAUCUGGUGGGAUUGGAAAAAAUGGUUCCACGAUUGCAUUGCCAUACACUGGCACAGAGGUGAAGGUGUUUCCAUUAUGGGCUGCUGUGGGCAUCGCUAUUUUACUUGCACAGAGCAGCAUAUCCGUCAUUCUCGCCGGUGGUGUCGGAAAAAAUGGCUCCACCGUCGCAGGAACAUCUGUCUUAUCACCAAUUAUACCAUUUAGUUUCGUGAUAGUACCAGCUUUUAUAAUAUAUAGAAAAAGCGCUGAGCAUGUCUAUGAAAAUCAUUCAGCCUUGUACAUACUUGCGUUUGGGAUGGUUGCGGCCAAAGUUACCAACAGAUUAGUGGUUGCUCAUAUGACCAAAAAUGAGAUGCAAUAUUUGGACAGUUCUCUGAUCGGUCCAGCUAUGCUGUUCCUCAAUCAAUAUUUCAAUUUUUUCAUCAAGGAGUAUUAUGUUCUUUGGCUGUGUUUCAUCUGGGUUACUCUGGAUCUCUUUCGGUAUAGUGCUCAAGUGUGUCUUGAAAUAUGUGAUCACAUGAAGAUUAAGCUAUUCAGGAUACCAUGCGACCAUCAUACAAGUACUACUCAGAUUUCUAACGCCGCCGAGAAAAAUGUUCACAUGAUGGUGGAGGAAGAGCCGCUAUUAGACGAGGAACAUCAUUACGGAUCUGAUACGACCGUCGACCUCUGAUAUUAGCGAUAAUAAUAUUGUUAAUCAGCUCUACAUUCUACGUUCUACGAUUUAAAACGCAAUAACAUCCGAUUGAUUGUAAUAGGCAGAAUAAUAAGGCGUCAUGUUAAUUAUCGUCGCGCUAGAUUAUCGUCUGAUAAUGUUACAAACGAUAAUUGCGGGAAUACACGUGGCGAAACACGAGGAAUAAUUUAUGUAUCUUGUCUUACGAAUACACGAGAUAUAUCUUGCAUACGUGUGCUUGCGUAUAAAAGAAAAAAGAGAUAUCUCUCGCAUCUUUUUUAUGACGCAAUAUUAUGUACAUUAUUUCAAUAAUGCGGACGAAUAUAUAUAUACAUAUGCAGAGAUCGUAAUGAAAUUUUUGACGGAAACAGUACAAAAGUGUUAGCAAUACAAUUGAGUCAAUGAUAAUGAUACGUUCCGACGUGUUUGUAACAAUUGUACCGAGCUGCAUUUACGAGUAAAAUCAUUUUUUUUUUUUAUUAUAUUUGUACUUGCUCUACGGUAUUACUUAAAGGAUAUUACUUAAACAGUUGUAUAGGAACGAAAAGAUAAUUUAGCGCUUUCAAAUAGAUGCAAUCUUUAAAAUAGCGAAUUUGAAGGUAUUUGUAAGAAUACUAUACUUGUAUUGUGACGGAAAUGUAUGAAUGAAUUGUCGCGCUGAUAGUUCGUUAAAAAAAAGAGAUCUUUUGAAUUUUUGAGAUAAAAUAUUGAUACAUUUAACUUGUUAGAUGAAUUAAUAAAUAUCAAAAUUAAGUCUGAUGAAAUGUAGAAUAUAAGAUUAGAUUAGAUGGAAAUAGUAUUUUGACUAAAUAUUAAAACAAUAUUUGAUCUAGUGGUUCGUCGUUUUAAUAUGAUCGCUCGUAAUGCAGGAUUAAUUUUCUUUUAGGCAGCGAUGUAGAGAAAUAGAACUAUAUAGUUAUAGAACUAUAUAGUUGGAAAAUCAGAAAUAUAUUUUAUACAGAAAUAGAAUGAUAUACAUAAGGAAAGGUAACUCUCUCCGAAAGUUUGCAGGAGAAUGUUGAAUAUACCUGUAUGUAUAAGCUAGUAAACGAACACUACAGUAUUAUGAAUGUUAAUUAUAGUUUUUGAAUUUUUUGAUGAAUCUUUAUAUAUAGAGAUAUAUAUCUAUCUCGAUUUUAUUAUUUGUGUGAAAAUUUUGUUUUUAACCAAAAAUUAAAUCUAACGAACGAAUUAGAUCUUUACUUAUUUCUCAUUAAUGUUUAAGGAAGAUAAUUAUCCUUUAUCGGGCAAAUAAUGAAAUAUUUGCGAUCUAAUCUGUGGUGUUCGCACAGCGUAAGAUAAUUUGCUAUCAUGCUGUAUAUAUAUACAGAUACUAAGAUAUUUUUAUCUUAACGCAAUCGUAAUUUAUUAUUCAUACUCUAUUUAAUAAAAUUUAUACGAACGUAA